Molecule: messenger RNA, 1654 nt
Organism: Triticum urartu
Lineage: Eukaryota; Viridiplantae; Streptophyta; Magnoliopsida; Poales; Poaceae
Source: RefSeq, a predicted model, not a curated record
AUCCUUCUCAUCCAAAAGAGGGUUCCUUUGUUCUAUAUUGGUUUCUUCUUCCAAACUCUGGGCUUAGUUCUACUCUCACUUCGAGUGUGCCGGCCUGAGUUAUUUGGCGAUGUUGACUGUAAAUCAUGUAUUAGUUUGAUUCAGCUGGAUUAUAUUCGGUGAAAGCCCUGAAUUGUGUACUGUUUAUGCAUUUUUUUCUGAUUAUAUCCACCCAGGGGCUCUUAAAUCCAAGUUGUGUUAGUACAUUUAGUUUACAAGUAAUUAGUUUUCGCUGAUAAGGAUUUCCAUGUUAUAUUUUGUACUGAAUCUUUCAGCAGUGUGACCCGGCAAUGGGGAAGGCAAUAACAUAUAAGCGUACUCGAAGAGCAGAGAAUGACGUAACCAGGUAUGGGGCAUCAUCUAUGCAAGGGUGCCGUGAUGAAAUGGAAGCUACUUGGGCAUCUCACGUACAUCUACUUGAUUAUGCGCCCACAUUAUUCUUUGGUGUUUAUGAUGGCCAUGGAGGAGCGGAAGUAGCAUCUUAUUGUUCGAGGAAGUUUCAUGAAGAGCUUAAAAAGGAUCCAAGCUAUGUCCUCAAUCUGCCUGGCGCAUUGAAGAAUGUGUAUUCCAGCAUUGAUGAGAAGUUGCAAGAAUCAGAUGAAUGGAGGAGGGACUUGGCUUAUUCUCCUGACAUCAGAAAUUUGAUAAGGUGGCUAUGGACUGAUGUUUGUGGUGCUAACUGGCUCCCCAAGGCACCUUAUCUGCCCCCUCUACAUGAAGGAAGCACAGCAUGCGUGGCUGUCAUCAGGGGCAACCGUAUCUAUGUUGCAAAUGUGGGCGAUUCCCGUUGUGUGAUCUCAAGGAAUGGUCAGGCAAUUGAUCUCUCGAUGGAUCACAAACCAAACUACCGACAUGAAAGGAAGAGAAUUGAAAAGGCAGGAGGACAAGUGCGCAUGGAUGAUAUCCCAAAGAAAGUUAUGGCUGACAUGAAGUUGGGCAUCCAUCGCAUUGAGGGAAUAUUACACAUAUCCAGAUCGAUUGGUGAUUUUCAGUUCAAGCAGGACCUGACUUUGUCGCGUCAAGAUCAAAUGGUGACAUGUUGUCCAGACAUAUGUGAUGUGCCGAUAACAAAUGAUACUCAAUUUUUUGUUAUAGCAAGUGCAGGUAUCUGGGAUGUCAUGACAAGUCGGCAGGUGGUUAAUUUUGUACACCAAUGCUUGCAAUCGGAGGAGAAAGAUCCGGGAACCAUCUAUGAAAAACUUCUUGAUUCAUGCCUGCGCGAGGGCUCAAAGGAGAAUUUGACCAUUAUACUGGUUCAAUUCAAGGCCACCGCCCAUGGUGGAGCUGAAGCCAAUGUUGCUCAUGGUGGAGCUGAAGCCAAUGGUGCCCAUGGUGGAGCUGAAGCCAACGUCGCCCAUGGUGGAGCCGAUCGCGACACGGGAACUGAUGAUAUCGAGAGCAAAGGGUCAGGUAGCCGCAGCCCUAAGCCCUUAGAGAUCGAGGCCCAGGAAUCUGGCUCCAAAAAAGAAAGUGCGCCGAGGAUGCUUCAGCUGGGGUUGGCUAAAGCACGAGGAAUGCUAGGUGUGCCCACAGUUUGAUCAAGAAGAGAGGUGAUCCUGAGCUGAGAAGGAUUUACAAUGUUGUUUUUGCUCUUUGUCGGAGAUAGAAUUAUGUG